Mixia osmundae IAM 14324 is the source of this 1674-nucleotide messenger RNA. RefSeq lists its product as uncharacterized. The coding region runs from base 1 to 1674 and encodes 557 amino acids. Gene Ontology annotation, molecular function: FAD binding; catalytic activity. Gene Ontology annotation, cellular component: mitochondrion. Lineage: Eukaryota; Fungi; Basidiomycota; Mixiomycetes; Mixiales; Mixiaceae. The transcript has 9 exons. The record is from RefSeq and is a predicted model, not a curated record.
AUGGCGCUGCUCAGAACGGCCUGUCCCCUCACAAGUUGUCUAGCAUUGGUCGCUCGACAGCGAGCUAUAGCUCUGCCGAGAGCUCAGCGACGAUGGCUGCUGCGACAGACACGCUCCCUCGCCACUGUUGCUCCCCACAGUCAUCAUCAAGUUCAGAGGUCCAAACGGUUCAAGGAGCUCAAUGCGAGCGAUGUCGAAGCCUUUCGAUCCAUGCUCUCCAAAUCUGACUCGUCUGUCUUGACAACAAUCGAAGCGAAAGGGGGCAAGACGCUCACUGCAGACGAGCUGACGCCGUUCAAUCACGAUUGGAUGCAAAAGUACAAGGGCGAUUCGAAGCUCGUCCUGAAGCCGAGAAGCACAGAAGAAGUCUCAAAGAUAUUGGCCUAUUGCGUCAAGAACAAGAUUGCAAUGGUGCCUCAAGGUGGCAAUACCGGCCUCGUCGGUGGAUCAGUGCCCAUCUGGGACGAAGUCGUCAUCUCUCUCAGCGGCAUGGAUAAUAUAAGACACUUCGACCCGAUCAGCGGCGUCAUGACUGCAGAUGCAGGCUGCAUAUUACAAGUGCUAGACGACCGUGCCGCCAAGGAGGGCUUCAUGAUGCCCCUCGACCUAGGCGCGAAAGGCUCGUGCCAGAUCGGUGGCAACCUCGCAACGAAUGCGGGCGGGCUCCGAUUGCUCAGGUACGGGAAUCUACACGGUAGCGUCCUCGGCCUAGAGGUCGUAUUGCCGGACGAGCGUGGCACCGUACUCAAAGUAGGCAUGGGCGGUCUCAGAAAGGACAACACUGGCUACGAUCUCAAGCAGCUUUUCAUUGGUUCAGAAGGCACUCUCGGCCUGAUCACCGCCGUCAGCAUCCUUACUCCCAAACGGCCUGCAUCUGUCAACGUAGCGAUGCUAGCAUUGUCAUCAUACGAAGCCGUCCAAAAGGUCUACAUAGAAACACGAUCUCAUCUCGCAGAGAUCCUGUCAGCAUUCGAGUUUGUCGACCAAGAAGCGUUUGAGCUCGUUCUCUCGCACACCGGCACAAAGCGGCCUUUCGAGGGCGGCAAGCCAGACGCUAGACAGUUUUACGUACUCAUCGAGACGAGUGGCAGCAAGAAAGAACAUGACGAUGAGAAACUCACGGGAUUGUUGGAAGAUCUCAUGGAAAAGGAGAUCAUCGUCGACGGCGUACUGGCACAAGACGAAACACAGCUGCAAAGUCUAUGGAGCUUACGCGAAUCGAUUCCCGAAGCAGCAGGCAAGCUCGGCAAGACGUACAAAUUUGACGUGUCGAUGCCAGUUUCAGAGAUGUACGGACUCGUCGAAGCGACUCGACAACGCUUCAAAGAUCAAGGCAUGGCGGACGAGAUUCGGGAAGUCGUCGGGUAUGGUCACAUAGGCGAUGGCAACCUACAUCUCAACGUCGUUGCAAAGCGCUUUGACCAGUCGAUAGAGGACGUCCUCGAGCCUUGGGUAUUCGAAUACGUCUCUCAACGUAAUGGCUCCAUCUCGGCAGAGCACGGCUUAGGCCAGCAAAAGGCGCCUUUCGUGGGCUACUCGCAAGCGCCAGAGUCUAUUGCGACCAUGCGAGCGAUCAAGGCGCUCUUCGACAAGCAAGGCUUGCUGCAGCCUAGCAAGUACUUACCGGCUGCAGACGAAGGCGUCGAAGCCUCGUCAGAGGCGUUUAAGCAAUAG